Nematostella vectensis (starlet sea anemone) is the source of this 2204-nucleotide messenger RNA. RefSeq lists its product as uncharacterized. Lineage: Eukaryota; Metazoa; Cnidaria; Anthozoa; Actiniaria; Edwardsiidae. Gene Ontology annotation, molecular function: protein binding. Gene Ontology annotation, biological process: protein homooligomerization. The transcript is spliced from 5 exons. Bases 118 to 1071 code for a protein of 317 amino acids. The record is from RefSeq and is a predicted model, not a curated record.
GCGCAGUAAAACUCGCGCUUCUCCGGAAACCUCUAUUCUUUGCCUAUAAACUGUCGGCGAACUGCGCCGGGCGAAGCGGAGCCUCUCUCAGGCUAUAUAUACCAGAAAAAAGCGUCUAUGACCGGGAUAAGGAUAUUCAUGGAUGAAUUUUACCACACAAAAACAGGGAACAAAUCAACUGAUUUGUCCAUGUUGGGUAAAUGCCAGCUGAUCACUACAAAUUUUAAAACCCCAAUGAAGACUGAAAAGCAGACUCCACCAGACGUCAUCCCGUUAAAUGUGGGAGGUUACUAUUUCGUAACGAGGCGGUCCACUCUCAUGAAGGACAGCGAUUCCAUGCUGGCGGUUAUGUUCAGCGGUCGCCACCAUCUCGACACGGACAAUGAGGGCAGAUACUUCAUAGACAGGGACGGCACACUCUUCAAACACGUGUUGGGCUUCCUGAGGGACGAGCAGGUCCUUCCACCGCCUUCUCUCGCCAUACACGUGUACAAGGAGGCCCAAUUCUACCAGAUACAGCGGUUAAUCGAGAGACUGGAGCGCUACGCAAACGUCUUCGCGCUCAAGCUUAACAACGCUAAGAAAUUCAAACUGGGAGAUUCGUUCGACGCGUGGAAAAACAACAUUAUCAGAACAGCUCAGGAGAGAAGCAUGGAGAGCCUUUCGUCGACAGGAAGGGUGAACUUCGUGUGUGCCGAGGAUAGAAAGAUGUUCAAAGCAGCUGAUGACUGCAUUGGACAACUAGAGCACUCUCUUGUGGUCACGAGUCCAGGCAAAGACAGGCAGACCUGCUGUCACGAGUCGUACGAACAGGUUCUAGGUAGAAUCGCUAAACCUGACCUGGAACUGGAACUCUCCCCUGGGGACACAGAACUCUUUGCCCGUCUGACGGAGCGCGAGCUGAGAACGGAGGGCUACACGUGCCGGGUGUGGAGGGAGGAGAUACGGUGCAAUAACGUGCGCAAGCUGUUCGGAAUCGGGCUAGAAGAGUGUGAACUAAAGCUAGUGGAAUAUUACGUGGAAUUUGAGUGGCCCGAGCCGGAAUCCGCUUGCGACAGACAGAUACCAUAGUAUGACAUCAUGAGCAUUAGUAUGACGUCAUAAGAAUCCAGUCAUAGAGAGAGAACGAGCUACAGCUAAUGGAAUAUUACUUGGAGUUCGAUUGGCCCCUGCCGGAGCACAUUUGCGACAGACACCAUAGUUUGACGUCACGACUGUCAUGUCGUAACGUAUAACAGAAUGCGGUAUACUGGUAGUAGUACUAGAAAUACUACUGUAUUUGACCUUAAACUGAAAUCUGCUAAGAACAGAUUAAUUCCAUUAAUUUACGUCACGCCGUGAUGUAAAAAGCAAAAGAAAUGAAUUGAAAAGCAAAUUGAAUGAAUCAGACAGAACUCUUUACCACAUGUGACAUUUUCAAGUCGAUUUUUUUACUGGGAUACCUGUGGUAACCCAGUUAUAAAUUGCAACUGUUUUUUUUUCCGUGGUCCCGGGAAAUCUGCAAUGUUUCACAAUACCCCAAGAGCCUCUGCGCCACAGUCAAUACUUCGCUUGUUUUAGUAUUGAUUGCGACCUUACUGAAGCCUUUUUCUUACACGAAGUAUCUAGCCUAUUGUCCUUCGUCAUCGCAACGCUUAGUUACCAAAAACUUUUGCAUAAUUUAAAACUGUGUCAUGGCCGCCAUCUUGAAUUUGAGAUUCCAGCUCUCAGAUCCAUGUUAUUUGUGCAGUUGAAGGCCCGAUUCGCGAUCUAAUAACUGUAUAUUUAACCAUAGCCUCAAUUUCUACCAAGUUAUUUUGGAAAAUCAUCUCAGCUUGGAUUGAUUUCGCUGUAUUUACUCGUGUUUACAUUUGCGACCCGAGGAGACACGCGGCUCAAGAUAAGAAUUAAGUUAAGUGCUGACUGCUUUAGACUCAUACAGCUUACUUCAAGACGUAAUUAAAUGUGCUCUGGACACUCAUGAAUGGACUCGAAGUAUUUACCUUGAUUGCUUAAUCUAUUUUGAAGUGGAAGAAGUUUGAAAAAAUUAAUGGAAAUCGUCUCCUACAAAUCGCUUUGUCGAUGAAUCUACUUUACAUUGUACACUUAACCGGCUACCCUAAGAUGAAUUUUAUGUUCUUACUAUAAAAUAUCUUGAUCUCUCUCAUUGAAUCUCAUCAUUUUAACCAUGUCGAUUUUAAUAAAGUACAGCAUAGGUGUUGUAA